AUGAAAAGGUCUGUCGAAGCGACGUCAACAGCAGAGCGUUGGUGGCUCACGAAAGGACGACUCUUAUCUUCGGAGCAGCAGCAGCAGCAGCGGAAGGAUUGUCUCGUCGUGGGGGCAGCGGUGCCAGCGUCGGCGGCUCGAGUCUUUGCUCAAGCGGAGGACGGAGGGCCGGGCGCGAACCUCGGUUCGACCUCCGCGGCGGGGGAAGACGUGGACCAGACUGGCAGUCAGAGCAGCUUCAUGCACCGGCAGUUCAGCGCUGAUUGCUGCCCGGCGGUUCACAAAUUCUCGCUGAGGAUGUUCGGCAGCCAGAAGGCGGUGGAGAAGGAGCAGGAGGGGUCAAGGUUGGCCGGAUUCUGGAUCAUCCACCCAUACAGCGACUUCAGGUUCUACUGGGACCUCGUCAUGCUGCUGCUGAUGGUGGGCAACCUCAUCGUGAUCCCCGUGGGAAUCACCUUCUUCAAGGAGGAGACCACGACGCCGUGGAUCAUCUUCAACGUCUUCUCGGACACAUUCUUCCUCGUCGACCUCGUGCUCAACUUCCGCACGGGCAUCGUGGUCGAGGACAACACCGACAUCAUCCUGGACCCGCGCAAGAUCAAGCGCACGUACCUGCGCACCUGGUUCCUGGUGGACCUGGUGUCCUCCAUCCCCGUCGACUACAUCUUCCUCAUCGUGGAGAGCGGCAUGGACUCGGACGUGUACAAGACGGCGCGCGCCCUGCGCAUCGUGCGCUUCGCAAAGAUCCUCAGCCUGCUGCGGCUGCUGCGUCUGUCCAGGCUCAUUCGCUACAUCCACCAGUGGGAGGAGAUCUUCCACAUGACGUACGACCUGGCGAGCGCCGUGAUGCGCAUCAUCAACCUCAUCGCCAUGAUGCUGCUGCUGUGCCACUGGGACGGCUGCCUGCAGUUCCUCGUGCCCAUGCUGCAGGACUUCCCAGACGACUGCUGGGUCACCACCUCCCGCAUGGUGAACGUGUCGUGGGAGAUGCAGUACUCGUACGCCCUCUUCAUGGCCAUGAGCCACAUGCUGUGCAUCGGCUACGGGCAGCAGGCGCCCUCCAGCAUGUCCGACGUGUGGCUCACAAUGCUGAGCAUGAUUGUGGGCGCCACGUGCUACGCCAUGUUCAUCGGGCACGCCACGGCGCUCAUCCAGUCGCUCGACUCGUCGCGACGCCAGUACCAGGAGAAGUACAAGCAAGUGGAGCAGUACAUGUCGUUCCACAAGCUGCCGGCGGAGCUGCGCCAGCGCAUCCACGAGUACUACGAGCACCGCUACCAGGGCAAGAUGUUCGAUGAGGACAACAUCCUGGGGGAGCUCAACGAGCCGCUCCGACACGAGAUCGUCAACUACAACUGCCGCAAGCUCGUCGCCUCCAUGCCGCUGUUCGCCAACGCGGACCCCAACUUCGUGACGGCGAUGCUCACCAAGCUGCAGUUCGAGGUGUUCCAGCCGGCGGACUUCAUCGUGCGCGAGGGCACCAUCGGCAAGAAGAUGUACUUCAUCCAGCACGGCGUCGUCAGCAUCAUCACCAAGGCCAACAAGGAGACGAAGCUCUCCGACGGCUCCUACUUUGGAGAGAUCUGCCUGCUGACGCGCGGGCGCCGCACGGCGAGUGUGCGCGCCGACACGUACUGCCGCCUCUUCUCGCUCUCCGUGGACCACUUCAACGAGGUGCUGGAGGAGUACCCCAUGAUGCGGCGAGCCUUCGAGACCGUGGCCAUCGACCGCCUCGACCGCAUCGGCAAGAAGAACUCCAUGCUGCUGCACAAGAUGCAAGACGACCUCAACGAGGGCAUCUUCAACACGAGCGAGCACGACAUCAUCCAGCGCAUCGUGCGCUACGACCGCGAGAUGACGCUGCAGGAGGCCGCCGCCCAGCAGCACGCGCAGCAGCAGCAGCAGCUGCAGCAGCGGCACGCGCAGCAGCAGGCGCAGGGGGCCCUGUCGCCGGGGGGCAGCGCCGCCGUCAACUCCCUCAUCAACACGGCCGCCUCCGUGACCAUCGCGCUCACGCACCAGGGCACCACGCCGCACGCGCAGCACCGGCCGCGCUCCUCCGCGCCGCAGUCGUCGGCGCAGUCGCCCCAGCAGCAGCCGCAGCAGCCGGCGGCCACGUGGCUCUGGCCGUCGAUCGGCGCCGCGACUUCGCCCCCGCCGGCGCUGCCGCCGCCGCCGCCCUCGGCGCCGUCCGCCUCCCGCGCCGCGUCGGUGAAGGGCGGCUCUUCCUCCCCUUCGCGGCCGCGCUCGCCGCGCCAGCAGCAGCAGCAGGCCGGCGGCAGCCCCCCGCACACGCCGCGGAGGGCCGCCCACCGCAGCGCGCAGACGCUGGGACGCAGCGGCACGACCGCCGGCACCGGCACCGGCGCCUCCUCCUCCUCCUCGGCCGGCGUCGGCGGCGUCGGCGCCGCGGCUACGGCGCUGAGCCGGGACGCGCGGCCGCUCUCGCAGUCGCAGCCGGCGCUGAAGCACCACGACGGCGGGGCGCCGGCGCGGGCCGCGGCGGCGGCGGCGCCGUCGGCCACCGCCGCGUCGCCGGGCGGGACGGGCUCCGGCCCCGCGGACGGCGGGACGGCGCCCGCGCGGUGGGGGGCGCUGCCUCCGCCGAUGUUGCCCACGACGGCCGCCGCUGGUGCCGCCGGUGCCGGCGCUCAGCAGCAGCAGCAGGGGCUGUCGCGAGGGAGGGCGGCGACGCUGCUGGGGCGCCAGCCGUCGUCGGCGUCCGUGGGCCCCCACGGCGGCGUGCCGUGGGUGCCCGGGGCGCCGCUCGCGCGGGAGCUGAGCCUCGUCAAGAGGGACUCGGUGGUGGUGGCCGGGGAGGGCGGCGAGCCGGCACGGGCCAGGCUCUCCUCCAACCUGUAGCGUGGUGGUGCCGGUGGUGCCGCUGCUGGUGAUGAUGCUGCUGGUGCUGCUGCUGGUGGUGCUGCUGGUGGUGCUGCUGGUGGUGGUGCUGCUGGUGGUGCUGCUGGUGGUGGUGGUGGUGGUGCUGCUGGUGGUGCUGCUGGUGGUGGUGCUGCUGGUGGUGCUGCUGGUGGUGCUGCUGGUGGUGGUGCUGCUGGUGAUACUGCUGGUGGUGCUGGUGGUGGUGCGUCUGCUGCUGGUGGUUGUGGUAGUGCGAGCUACUGGUGGUGGUAGAGACGAUGGUGCGGGACGUGCGAACGUUACGUCACUCCGCGCCGCCAUCGUCAUCGCCAGUGGAGAUCGUCGCCGGCCGAGACGUCAUCGCAAACUCGUUUGAAGUCAUCGUCGUCAAUCGCUCACCACCGUCGGUUCUUUAAAACAAGUCGUAUUGUUUUGUUGUUGGUCAAAAUCAUCGCUGUGCUCCUCCAGAACCCACCGUCCGUUUUCUCACAACCGCCCUCUUCGCAAUCGCCCGGUUCGCAUUGAACGCAGUUUCCACAGUUUUUGAACCUCGCCGUCCUAAAUUGAUCUCCCCGAGUAAUUUGUCAUCGUCCCAGAUCACUGUUGUGUUGUCUUAAAAUAAUGUCCGGCGUUGAAAUCGAGCGACGCCGCUAAGCAUCGCGACGCGCCGACGGCUCGGCUCGCCGCACGUUGUCAGCGUCGACGAUUAUUCUCGACGUGUGCGCAGCGCCACUGCGAGCGGAAAAUUAUUCCCGAAUCGAAUUACGACCGACGACGAUGACGCCGCCGCACGGCUACAAAUGUUGUCUCCCCUCCCCCCUCCAACCCUCCACCACGUGGUGGGUGAAUUAUUUUACGAGGUCGUUCAUCGUCGUCGUCGUCAAGUCAAUUCGGUAUCGGCAAUUGUUGAGUUGAAACGCAAUGCGCACGGUCGUAGCCAUCGAUGUCACCACGGCAAUUAACUUAUUUCUCCCCACUUUUUUAAAUGAGCGGAAAAGUAAUUUCAAAUAAAUCCCGUCGUCAUCAUCAGCACAGUUCGUGACGAUUCAAAAAUAACUAACGGUGAUCAAUGAGCAACGGUAUUUAUCGGCAUCACCAGUGGCAAGUUUCACUACCACCACCACCAUCAUCACCAUCAACACCAUCAUCAUCACCAUCAUCACCAUCAUCACCAUCACCACCAUCACCACCAUCAUCACCAUCACCACCAUCAUCACCAUCAGCAGCAGCGGCAUCAAAAAGUGAAUUUCAGCAGCGGCACCACGAACCACGUGACAUCACCACAUAUCACGUGACAUCACCACCAUCGCCGAGAGGGUUUUGUUCUUUUAAGAGGCCAGGGGUGGAAUUCCGCGUGGUGGCUCCUCAUCCUCAGGCCCGAUUUUUGGGGGCCCUCUUUUUGUGAGGUCCGUGGCAGAUCGCCCCCCCCACCCCACCACCCCACCCCCCACGACAACCCUUGGCAGCCGCGACCGCUGUCAAAACUACAACGAUGCAAAUUGUACGUUGUGAAAAUUCAUAACCGUUUAACAAAUCGUCGCGAUCUUCAUCAUAUGCAUACUCAUCGUAAUCUUCAUCGCCACUCGUACCAAUAGCCACGAAGAGUCGUGAUCUCGCGUGCGAAUAAUUUCGAGAAAGGAUUCAGUCCAUGGUGGGGCGCACGCGAGUGUGUGCGCGCGCGCACGCAGUGACACGCGCAGUGGCACGCACGCACAACAGCAAUGUACAUAAAUACAUAGAGCCCCCCCUCCCUUCCACCCAACUACAGGACAACAAAGAUGACUGCAAGCGCCGAGUGGGCAGAGAGAUAUUGCGACCGUGCGGACCGUCCGUGCGUCUCCUGACGCAAAAGUGGACUCUGACCCAAACAAAACAAAAACAACUCUGCUGAGCGAGGAGCUGUCGGCGAACCCCCCAAACAAAACAACAACAACAAGCGACACACCACGACGAAUCUGUGGUCGUCACGAAGCUGCGAUGGCACGCACCUCCGCCGAGCUGUUUGUCCACUUGCCCAGUGGCUGGCACGGGUUCCGCCGGUGCCACAUACAGAAUUGGAAGCUCUGUUUCGAUGUUUUUUGUGCCCCUUGGUAAUCCUCUCCGGCCCCUCGACCCCACAUCGCAAUGCCCCCCCCCCUACCCUGGCCCCGUGGCUCCAGGGCCCCCUCCAGCCCCCGGUCGCAAUUUCCCGUGGGGCUUCCGGCGCAGUUGCACCGCCUGUACACCGGCUCGGCAGCGACGCUGCCAAUGCCGCCACCGCAGCG
This is a messenger RNA of Lethenteron reissneri (Far Eastern brook lamprey), 5126 nucleotides long. RefSeq names its product potassium/sodium hyperpolarization-activated cyclic nucleotide-gated channel 1-like. Gene Ontology annotation, biological process: regulation of membrane depolarization; potassium ion transmembrane transport; sodium ion transmembrane transport. Gene Ontology annotation, cellular component: membrane; HCN channel complex; axon. The record is from RefSeq and is a predicted model, not a curated record. NCBI's taxonomy places the organism in Eukaryota, Metazoa, Chordata, Hyperoartia, Petromyzontiformes, Petromyzontidae. Gene Ontology annotation, molecular function: voltage-gated potassium channel activity.